CUCAGUAAACGGAGACUUGGGGCAGACGCGGUGAUUGGGAACCCGCGGCGGAGGCCAGUGCCUUCGAGAAAAUGAAGGAACCAGAUGAUCAGGAUACUGAUGGGGGGAAAUCAGAGCGAUCAAAGAGUGAUGAAAGGCAGUCGCGUUCUUCUAGAUCUACAUCAGGAUCCGCUGUGAAAGAGGAUUACAAAUCUGUUGAAGAUGCCACGGAUGAGACAUUUACUGAAGGGGAGGAAUCAUAUUUAGGGGACAAUGAAUCAUAUGUGGAACAUUUGGAAGGAAGCUCGUUUCAGGAUGAUUAUGCAGAAAACACUGGAGAAUCUCGGUAUAUGGAAACUCCUGUCCCAGAUGCAGAAGAGGCAGAGGAGGAAGUUAAGAAGAAAAUAUCAGAAAGCUUCUUCUACGAUUAUAUGGAGCUUGCUUCGAUGCCUUUUGUGACUCCAGAUUCAAACAUACCGCUGGAUCUUCUCACACUUGUACAUUCCUUUGGUUAUGACUGCAGAAAGCGGGCCAACCUACAACUUCUGGACAGCAGUACCGUGUUGUACAUAGCUGGGAACCAGCUGAUCCUUCUGAAUUUGAAAACCAAGGAACAGACCUACCUGCGAAGUAGCAGUGGCAGAGGAAUUGGUGUCAUUGGGGUUCACCCCGAUAAAACUUACUUCACAGUAGCAGAAAAAGGAGUUUUCCCAAAGAUUAUAAUUUAUGAAUAUCCUUCUUUGAGGCCCUACAGAAUACUUCAAGAUGGGACUGAUCUGGCCUAUGCGUACGUGGACUUUAACUUCGAUGGUACCUUGCUGGCCUCUGUUGGUGGCAACCCUGACCACACACUGACCAUCUGGAAUUGGAAAGAAGAGCAGCCCAUACUGAGGACUAAAGCUUUUUCCCAGGAAGUUUUUAAAGUUACUUUCAAUCCUGAAGAUGACGAGCAGCUUACCACAUCGGGAUCAGGCCACAUCAAGUUCUGGGAAAUGGCUCUAACAUUCACUGGCCUCAAGCUUCAGGGUUCAUUGGGUCGAUUUGGCAAAACAGCCACUACUGAUAUAGAAGGUUACAUGGAGCUCCCAGAUGGGAAAGUGCUCUCAGGGUCAGAAUGGGGCAACAUGCUGCUUUGGGAAGGCGGCCACAUCAAAGUCGAGCUGAGUCGAGCUGCCGGCAAGCCUUGUCACCAGGGUCCCAUUAACCAGAUAAUGCUGGACGAGGGUGAGGUCAUCACCAUCGGGUCAGAUGGAUGUGUUCGGAUAUGGGAUUUUGAGACGAUAGACACUGCUGAUACUAUAGAUGAGACUGGAUUGUUAGAGAUCGAGCCCAUGAAUGAACUUCAAGUAGACAAGAAUGUCAAACUCUUCUCUAUGAUAAAAAUGAAUGAAACUGGAAAUAACUUUUGGUUGGCUCAGGAUUCCAAUGGAGCCAUAUGGAAGCUUGACCUUAGCUUUUCAAAUAUUACCCAAGAUCCAGAAUGCCUCUUCUCCUUCCACUCUGGAGCCAUUGAAGCCUUGGCCAUCUCUCCUCUCACUUAUCUCAUGGCCACUACUGGCUUGGACUGCUCUUUUAGACUCUAUGAUUUUGCUAGCAAAACUCCUUUGGUUCAGAUGAAAUUCAAACAAGGAGGUACUGCCCUUGCUUGGGUACCACGACUGGUAAGCUACGGUGGAGCACAGAUUACCGCGGGAUUUGAGGAUGGUGUUGUUCGAAUUCUUGAACUUUAUGAUCCAAAAGGGCUCACAGUUUUUGUGGGACGGAAGAGAGUUUCGGAUGCAGAUAUUCGUUUGAAACAGGUUUUCAAACCUCAUACUGCUCCUGUCACUGCUUUAGCUUAUGACCGUGAUGGAGAAGUUCUAGCCACAGGAAGUAAAGAUCAAACUGUCUUCUUCUUUGAAGUGGAAAGGGAUUAUAAGCCAAUCGGUUAUAUUACUACUCCUGGACCUGUUUGCCAGUUAACAUGGUCUCCAGCCUCUCAUCCUGAAAGUACUUUGCUGAUUAUUUGUGAGAAUGGCUAUGUUCUUGAAGCUCCAUUUCCAACUAUAACAGAGGAAGAGGAGGACCAUGAUGUAGUUUCCUAUGAAAUCAAAGACAUGAGUAUAAAAUAUUUCCAUUUCUCAAGUGUCAAAUCUAAGAUUCUGAGAUUAAUAGAAAUUGAAAAGAGAAAGAAACAAAAGGAGUUGAAGGAGAAGGAAAAGGAAGAAAGGAGGAAAAGGCUAGAGGCAGAGAUGGGAGAAGAUGGAGAAAAGGAACUCCAGAGGGAAGAGGAGGAGGAAGAGGAAGAGGAGCCAUUACCCGAAAUUUUUAUUCCUUUAACCCCCUGUCACAUCCUCUGUGGAUUUUACUCUGGGCCGGGGAAGUUCUGGGUUUCUUUGGGUGGCUAUGAUUCUGGUUUUCUGUAUCAUUGUGAGUUCCCCCCACGUGACAAAAGCAGUGAUAUCACGGAAAAGAAAGAUGAACCUUUUGAUUUCCGUCUUCUUGAGGAUACAGAGGAUAAUCCCAUCACAACGAUCACUUUCAGCAUUAACCAAGAAAUGAUGUUUUGUGGAAUGCAAAAUGGAGCAAUUCGAGUCUAUAUCCUAAAUAAGAAUGAUCCUUCAUUGACCAAUUUGGAGGACUACUGGCACUUCGAUAUGCAUGACAAUAAUUAUGGAUGUAUUAAAGCCAUCUCCACCAGCUUUGAUGACCGUUUCUUGGUGACUACCGGAGCAGAUAGUAAUAUCUUUGUUUUCAGCAUUUUUUCUGAAUUUGAGCUAAAGAAAGUCAUGAAAGCCAAAGUGCCAUCUCCCAGGUUUGGAAUAGAAACAGAGCCAAUUCCAGAAGAUAUUGAAGAUCCUAAAGCCUACAGUAUUGAGAAUGCCAGAAGAAAAAGAGAACAUGACAAGUUAAUGAAAGAAGUGGAAGAAAUCAAGGCUGGGAAGAGAGAACGAAUCAAAGCUUUAAGGAACGAAUUACAGAAACUAUUACAGAUGAAUGAAGAAUUACCAACACAUAUGCAGUUUAAACGGACAGAUUUUGAUCUAGAUUCUAAAAUUCGUGCUGAGAUUGACAGGAAAACAGCUAAUAAAAUUCAACGAGUGGAAAAGGAAUUAGCAUGGGAAAAAGAUAAACACCAACUUGGCCUGAUGAAGCUACAGAAUAGAUUUCGUGAUUCAUUGGAAAGCGAUACUAUUGUGGUUCAUGCCAUACAAAGUGAUCACAAGUUAUCCUCCUAUAGGCUUGUGAAGCCCUCUAAAUACUCCAAAUCCAAACGGCCAAGUCAAUCAGAGAGAAGAACAAGCAAAUUUGAGAGGUUCGAAAAAGAUGGAGCUGGAAGAAAGGAUAGCCAGAGGGAUACAGGUGGGAGUAUUAGUGUGCCAGAAGAAUCAAUCAUAGAAAAAGGGAAGAAAUUUCGGCCUAAAACCCUAAGCGAAAUUAUGGUGGAAAAUCAAAUUGAGAAAACGAGGAAACUUAUAUUAAAAGCUGAAAGGGCCCAACUGAAGAUUCAGCAGCGAAAGAAAGAGUGGGAGGAACUGUACAAGAAUAAACCUGAGGAUGACUAUGAAGAUCCCAAAGAUGUUCAAGCCAUCAAAGAGGCCCAGUUGUAUAUGGGAGACUUCAAUUUGAAGACAGCCCCAGACUAUAAGAUACCUGAACACAUGAGAAUAAAUGCUGCCAAGAAGGAAGAGGAACUGGGAUACCUCGACUCUAUGGCCUAUGCAAAGAAAAUGCACAUGAACAAGUGCAUUGUCUCUCUUCGAGACCUUAAAGUGGCUGUCAUUGAGGAAAUACAGUGUCUGGUGCAAGAACUGAAGAACAUUCAGUCGACUCUUCACACAUCCAAGUGCGUCCCCAUUCCCCAAGUCCCUCAGAUACACCCAGAAGAAGUUCCAGAAAAGAGAUUUCAGUAUGAUGAGGAAACCCUCCUAGCUUUUAAGCGACAGCAGAUGAAAAAUCAGGCUGAAGUGGCCCCCCAAAUGGAACAGGCAGUGUCUGCAGCCUCAGCAGGAGGCUUCCUCAGACUCUCUCCUGGAAAGGACGGGGAUUUGACCACUCGUGAUUCGUUGUCUAGAUCGUCAAAAGCAUCAGCAUUCACUCUAGAUAUUCCGAAGUUCUUAGAAUUUGAAAGAGCAGAUCCAACUGAAGUGGAGCUAGAGAUUAUGAAGAGAGACGAGAUUAAACACUUGUACAUGCAACAGUAUUUGAUCAACAGGAUCAAAGAACUGAUUGUCACUUUUGAUGCAGAACUCCGUCUCCUGAGACAUCAGAAACUGAAACUAGAUACUCAGAUGAAAUUAGCUGACCUGCACCAUGUCACAUUAUUUCAAGAAAUGCUUCUCCUGAAGAAUUUUGAAAAACAGGAGAACAUACUUCAAGAGCGUGUUAAUUCAUUAGACAAAGAGGAACAGGACAUGCAAUGGAAAAUAAAUGAAACUCUUAAAGAGAUGGAAGAGAAAAAGAAUGAAGUUGCCAAGCUCCAGGACCAAGAAAAGGCACUCUAUGCUGGUUUCCAAGCAGCCCUUGGAGAAAACAAUAAAUUUGCUAACUUUCUCAUGAAGGUACUAAAGAAGAGGAUUAAGCGGGUGAAGAAAAAGGAGGUUGAAGGAGAUGCUGAUGAAGAUGACGAAAGUGACGAAUCCAGUGAAGAAGAAUCCAGCUUGGAGAGUGAUGAGGACGAGUCUGGAUCCGAAGAUGAGGUUUUUGAUGAUUCUAUCUGCCCAACAAAUUGUGAUAUGGGUCUCUUUGAACUGGCCCUUCAACUUCGAGAGAAAAGGCUGGACAUUGAAGAGGCCUUAGUUGAAGAAAAGAAAAUGAUUGAUAACCUCAAAAAGGAAUAUGAUACAUUAUCCAAAAAAGUAAAAGUUGUGGCAACGAACCUGAAGGCGGCAGAGGGGGCCCUGGAAGCUUAUCAACGCGAGAAGCAGCAGCAGCUGAAUGAACUGCUGGUCGUGAUUCCUCUCAAGCUCCACCAGAUAGAGUAUGUGGUGUUUGGAGAAAUACCUACUGAUCUUUCUGGAAGUUUGGUCUUUUCCAACCAUUCCUUGGGACGACUGCAAGAGCGAAUUGUCCAGCUCCACGAGGAAAAUUCCAAGCAACAAAAACUUAACAAGGAAUGCCGGGAGAGGCGUAAACAACUCAUCCGAGAAAAGAGAGAGAUGGCCAAAGCUAUACAGAAAAUGGAAGAAACAGUCAGUCAACUAAUGGUCAGCAAGUUUGGCCGUGUGAUCAACCUAGAAGCCCUUCAGACACUUUCUGUGAAUACAACCCUUGAAGAACUAAAGAUCAAAAAACUUCGAAAGGAGCUAUCGAACGCAAAGGAAAUGAAGAUGUGGGAGGAAAAGAUCGCUCAAGUGCGAUGGGAAUUGAUGAGGAAGACAAAAGAACACACCAAAAACCUUCACCGGAUGAACGAUUUAUGUAUUGAAAAGAAACAACUUGAUUCUCGGCUGAAUACCCUACAGAACCAGCAGGGCAACGCGUUCCAGGGUCCUCGGAAAGCAGAUGCUGUGGCAAAAGAGAAGGUCACCAAACUGAUCCAAGUCCAGGCUGAAAGGAUUCUGGCCUUAAAGGAAGAGAUUGCUCUUCUGCGUAAGAAAGGUGGCCUUAUUCUGCCCCCCAUUCAUCCUCCACAAGAGACUGAAUGAAGCCCAUGGGCCUUUUAAGUUUGCUUUUUUUCUCAAAUCCAUCCAAGAUUCCUGACACUUAAUUCAACAGAAGUCCUGUUUCCUUGUCGCCGGCAACAAUCCUACUGUUUUAAAGUGAACUUAUCUAAAAGUCUAAAACCAGAUCCAGUCACGUAGUUUUAAUAAUUUUCCCCCAAUUGCUUAUCUUAAAAGUGACUACAGCACCCAAUGGCUAAUAAUUAUUGAACCUGAACCAUUUUAGAUGUGUUUGGAACCAAGUGGGUCAAAUAUGAAAUCUCAGGAGGCUGUAUCUCAAAUUGCCAGAAAGCAUCGGUAAUAUAUCCUGUUUUAGGAAAUUUGCUUUUUGCUUAUCUGAAUUUUUAACCAUUGGCAAGAAAAAUCUAUCAUUCAGCAUACUAUGAGAAAACUUUUUCUUGAUGGUUGGAUCCUUGGAAAAUAAACCUUGAUGUUAUCAAGUAUUCUC
Molecule: messenger RNA, 6069 nt
Organism: Hippopotamus amphibius kiboko
Lineage: Eukaryota; Metazoa; Chordata; Mammalia; Artiodactyla; Hippopotamidae
Gene: CFAP44
Product: cilia and flagella associated protein 44
Exons: 35
Coding region: 72-5606 (1844 amino acids)
Molecular function (GO): protein binding
Source: RefSeq, a predicted model, not a curated record